AUGGGCGAAGUUCGUUUGGACGGAGAUCCGAUCUCACUGAAGAGCGAGGAGGAACAGUCUGAAAUGUUGGGUCACGGGCCUCAUCCGGUCCGAAUAGUUGAAGUAGUUGAAGACGUCGAUCACUCAUUUGAGCUUAAUGUCGCGGCGUUGGAGAGCAUUUUACUCGAUCCUAAAGUAGCAGACAAGAAGGUUGCUGUUAUUGGAGUUGCUGGUGCCUACAGAAUGGGAAAAUCAUUUCUACUGAAUUUCUUCUUGCGUUACUUACAAUGGCGAGCGGAUGGGUCGGGUGAGUAG
This is a messenger RNA of Haemonchus placei, 294 nucleotides long. NCBI's taxonomy places the organism in Eukaryota, Metazoa, Nematoda, Chromadorea, Rhabditida, Trichostrongylidae. The record is from the annotation of a GenBank genome assembly.